AUGGUUGAAAUAAAAGAUAAAGAAAUUAAUAAUAAUAAUAAUUAUAGUAAAAAAAUUAUAUUAGCCGUUGGUGGUGUUACAGUUGGUAGUAUCUUUGGAUAUGCAUUACAAAAAGGUAAUGUUUAUUUACCAAGUGUAAUUCAAGGACAAAUGAAUUUUACCAAUUUUACAAUGUUAAAAAUGUUUAUGACAGCAUCUUUAACAUCAUCAUUGGCAAUAACAUUUUUAAAAUCUCAAAAAUUAAUUGUACUUGAAAAGUCUUCAACAAUGUAUAAAAGAAAUAUAAUUGGUGGAUUUAUAAUGGGAUCUGGUAUAUCAUUGACUGGUGCAUGUCCAGGCACUGUUUUAGCUCAAAUACCACAAAUCAAUGGUACUUUAUGGACUUUAUUGGGUGGUGUUGUUGGUGCAACUCUAUUUGGUUUUGUCAAUAGUUACAUUUCAAAAUUAUUACCAUCAACUCAACCAACUUCAAAAUCCUCAACCACUGUUUAUGAGAAAUUUAAGAUUUCAAUGUCAAAAGCAACAAUACCAUUCUCAAUUAUGAUUGCACUUGUACUCUAUUUAAUUGAAUCUAAAUUUCCAUGGCAAGUUGAUAGUGGUGUAUCAAAGAGUAUCUCAAUAUUUGGUUCUAUCAGUGAGAGUAAAGUUUGGUCACCUUAUGUUGCUGGUAUCACUAUUGGCUUAUUACAAAUCCCAAGUUUCUUGAUUUCAAAUACGGGUUUAGGUUGUAGUUCUGCAUAUGUUACAGUUGGCUCAAAAGUUUGUAAUGCCGUUAGUUGUACCGUAGAUUACUUUAAAAGUUUUAAUACAACCGUUCGUUCAAUUUAUGGUCCACUAUUAAAUUUAGGUAUCAUUGGUGGUGCUUAUUUGGCUUCUCGUUCAAAUCCUGCUCCUUUAAUUGAACAACUCAAUAAUCAAUCAACUCUAAAUCACUUUUUAGGUGGUUUUGUUUUAUUAUUUGGUGCUCGUCUUAAUGGUGGAUGUACUUCAAAUGGUUUAACCUCGAUGGGUAAAUUAGAAUUUAGUAGUUUCGUUACAAUGGCCUCAAUGUUUGCUGGAGGUGUUUUAACCUCUUAUUUUUUGAAUAAAUAA
This is a messenger RNA of Dictyostelium discoideum AX4, 1092 nucleotides long. RefSeq lists its product as hypothetical. Gene Ontology annotation, cellular component: plasma membrane. NCBI's taxonomy places the organism in Eukaryota, Evosea, Eumycetozoa, Dictyosteliales, Dictyosteliaceae. The record is from RefSeq and is a predicted model, not a curated record. The transcript has a single exon. The coding region runs from base 1 to 1092 and encodes 363 amino acids.